Lonchura striata (white-rumped munia) is the source of this 1334-nucleotide messenger RNA. Its product is annotated as tumor necrosis factor receptor superfamily member 10B. Gene Ontology annotation, biological process: motor neuron apoptotic process; activation-induced cell death of T cells; negative regulation of apoptotic process. Gene Ontology annotation, molecular function: tumor necrosis factor receptor activity; protein binding. The record is from RefSeq and is a predicted model, not a curated record. Gene Ontology annotation, cellular component: CD95 death-inducing signaling complex; external side of plasma membrane; membrane raft. NCBI's taxonomy places the organism in Eukaryota, Metazoa, Chordata, Aves, Passeriformes, Estrildidae.
AUGGGCGCCGCCAUGGGAGCCGGCCGAGCCGCGGGGCUGCUGCUGGUUGUACUAAUGACGAUGCCUAGAGCCCGAGCGAACUGUGGCGAGAGAGAGUACUUCCAUCAAGGUCUCUGCUGUGUAUUUUGUGAAGCAGGUACCUUUGUUGCUGAUCACUGCAGUGCUUCACAUAUGAAAGGAAAAUGUGAUCCUUGCAAGGAAGGAAAAGGCUUUACUGCCCAUGCGAACGGCUUGGAGGGAUGCUUGCCUUGCAGACAGUGCAGAGAGGAUCAGAUAACUCUGAGAUCCUGUACUCUAACACAGAAUGCUGUAUGCAAGUGCAAACAAGGGUAUUUCUGCAAUGAUGAUGGCUGUGAAAUAUGUCAGCGAACCAGUCAAAGGUAUCCGGAGAAGGAAAUCCUGCUGAAUUCCACUGGUGCUUCAGACCCAGGCUUAAUCAAUCAAGGGAAGGAAGCUCUUGUUUGGUUUAUUCCAGUGCUUCUGUUGUCUGGUUUGGGUUUGUUAGUACUUGUUGCUGUUGUUGUUAAAAAGCUGAAGUGUAACAAAGCUGCCUCAACUGAUAAAGAUGUAGAGGGAUAUCUGAUACGAGAACCAAGUCAGAUAACUGUCAAAGAUCUCUCUCAAAGUGAACUGAGAGAGACCUUUGAUGUCUUUACAAAAGAAGUACCACCGCAACAGUGGAAGCGGCUUAUGAGAACUCUUCUACAGGAAAAUGAUAUUGAUAAAAUUAUUUCUAAAUUUCCUGAUAAUAGAGAAGAACAAUCCUAUCAGAUGCUUCUCAUCUGGAAAAAUAGACUGGGAAAGAAACAAUGUAUUAUUAAUUUACUGGAUGCAUUGAAGCAUAUAGAUCCCAAGGCUUAUUCCAGCGUAUCAAAUGCUUUAAAAAGUAUCGGUAUUAUAAGUAGAAGCUGAAGAUUGAUGUUUAUGAGGAACUGCAAAAAUGUUCCUGCAUACAUAUGAGUGUUUUCAGACUUCCUAUAAACGAGGGUGUCAGAAACUGCUAGUGGAAAUGGAGUUGUUAGCCUCAUCUCAUGCAGAGAGCUGGAAGGGAUGUAAUCCCUUUGUUGUUUUCAUAUUUACGUGACCUUCCUACCUGUGGGCUGUAAAAUAUGAAACUUGGGUGCUAGAUGCCCGCUUCGGAGCCAGGAGCUCGGGCAUCCCUUACUUUGUGGCGGUGCUGUCCCAGCCUGGGGGCGGGCACCAAGAGUCCGAUUUCGCCGUUUUUGCGUACCGUGAUGCUUUAAUUUCCGAAACGAUUUUGUUACGAUGUAUCAUCGGACUGCUCAGCACCUCUAUGUUUGAAGCACAGCAAUAAAAGCCCGGCUGAGACGCGC